UUUUUUCAGUUGUGAAGUGCAGCCGAAGGUGGGUGGAGGUGAUUGUUGCAGAGCAGCAGUAUUACAUCCAGGUCCGUGUUCGUCGUUGCUUAUUUGUCUGUUUUAAAUCCACGGUUUGUAUUAACGAAUAUGUGAAGUGGUAGAAAGUGGUGCCGACGGUCGUGCAGAUUGUAUGGCGGUGUAAAGAGUGAGUUUUACGUGUUUGGUCGACAUGCUGUACAUUUUACCGCCUCCAAGUGCGCCAAGUCCUCCGUCCCCAUGGACCACAAUCCUUUGUGGAAGUGGUGGUGGCAAUGAAGGUCCAUCCAGUGGGGGCAGUGUUAGGGAUGGCACUGUCAAAACGACGGCUGGUGGGGUAGUAGCUUCCGUGGUGCAAGGGAAUUCGUGGGUCUCCGUCACUGCAACAAAUAGAAGACCUCCAUCAGCCCGCGGUCAUGCCCCAAGGAGUCUGAAGAAUAGGGAUUCUGGAGCUGGGGUGUGUGUUGAGGACGAGGACCCCAACAGAAAUUCAAGAAGUCUCAGUGAGUGCUACUUCGCGGGGAAGGGUGCCGCACUGGUACUGCCGCCCAACGAGCGACUUCGCCCUUGUGCCAGCAACAGUACUAACAGUAACAGUGGCAACAAUAGUAACGUAAGCAGUAACGGUGGCCACCACGGUCGGCGUGUGAGCGCGAGUGGCUCCGACAUCCAGCAGCACCUCCAGUCCAUGUUCUACCUCCUGCGACCUGAGGAAACGCUCAAAAUGGCAGUGAAGCUGGAGACUGUGCACUCUGGUCGGACCCGGUACUUGGUUGUCGUGUCUUGUAUGGGUCGUCAGGACGCUGAGGAGAGUUGUCUUCUUGGUAUCGACUGCAACGAGAAAACCACGGUGGGAUUAGUCCUGAGGGUCCUGGCAGACACUGCUAUCACGCUCGACGGUGAUGGUGGCUUCAGCGUGAGCGUCUGUGGGCGACAGCAUAUAUUCAAACCGGUGUCAGUUCAGGCCAUGUGGUCAGCUCUGCAAACCCUGCAUAAGGUGAGCUCCAAGGCUCGGGAGCAGAACUACUUCCUGGGAGGGCUUACACACGACUGGGUCAGUUACUAUGAGCAGCGUAUUGAGUCUGACCGUUCCUGCCUCAAUGAAUGGCACGCCAUGGACAGCCUGGAGUCACGGAGACCACCAUCGCCGGACUCCGUGCGGACCAAGCCUCGUGAGCGGGAAGAAACAGAACGUGUUAUCCGCUGCACUUUAAAGGAAAUCAUGAUGUCAGUGGACUUGGAUGAAGUAACCUCCAAAUAUAUUCGGGGUCGCUUAGAGGAAGACCUUGACAUGGACCUAGGGGAAUUCAAACCAUUCAUUGACCAAGAGAUGCUUACUAUACUGGGGCAGAUGGAUGCAGCUACAGAGAUCUUUGAUCAUGUCUACCUUGGAUCUGAGUGGAAUGCUUCCAAUUUUGAGGAACUUCAGAAAAAUGGUGUCCAUCAUAUUUUGAAUGUAACACGAGAAAUAGACAACUUCUUCCCAGGGAUGUUCAAUUAUUUAAAUGUUCGCGUUUAUGAUGAUGAGAAGACGGACCUCUUGAAACACUGGGACAACACAUUUAAAUACAUCACAAGAGCAAGAAAAGAAGGCUCCAAAGUGCUGGUUCACUGUAAGAUGGGUGUAAGCAGGUCUGCAUCUGUUGUGAUAGCGUAUGCCAUGAAAGCCUAUAACUGGGACUUCAAGGAAGCUUUUGAAUAUGUGAAGCAGAAGAGAAGUUGCAUCAAACCAAAUUCAAGCUUUAUAUCUCAGCUGGAAACAUACCAGGGAAUCUUGGACGCAAUGAAGAAUCGCGAAAAAUUGCAACGCUCCAAGUCAGAGACAAAUCUCAAGUCCCCUGGGCUUGUAGCCAAGGCAGAGCAAGGAGCUGCAUGUAGUGGACCCAUGGGAACAACAAGGCAGGAACCUGUUUCAGGCCCUGAGUUUCUGCCUGAGGCACUUGGUACAGCCACAUCUGGAGAAGAGUUGAGGAGGACCGGAGGGCGGCCUAAAUCAUGGUCACCUGAUAACAGUUCUACUGCUUUACUCUUUUUGGGAAAUGUAACAGGUCCCACAUCUGUGUCCUUGGAGCAUUUGAACCUUGAGGGAACAUCACCAGUGAAACAGGACACAUCUCCAAGGAUUGCAUGCUCCCGACUAGAAAUCAAGCCACAAGAACGCAGCCCACAGGAUGGUAUUUCUCCAGCAUUGCCUGCCACAGAAACUACCGAUGCAGCUCGUAAUUACAACCUCAAUGUGCGCAUGCCUUGUGGAAAUGGGCAGGCAUACAGUGUGUCACAGAACAAAGUGGUGUACCUGCCUGCCUCUUGCUCCCAGGGGAAACAGUGCAUGUCUGAAGUUGAAAGUUCCUUCACAGCAGCAGAAGUUGUAGUUCCAUCGGUAAAGCAUCGAGUCAAUGAACUGGAAUUACAGAACAGUCAUACUAAUGAUGCAGCAAACAAGAAGGUUUUCUUGGACAGGAAAGGACUGGUACUUAAUCUUAUGACACAGUUUGAAUCCAGUGGUUCAAAACCCAGCUCUCCAGAUGCUGCAGAAGGAGAAGAAGAGGAGAGACAGUUCAGUAAGACAAGCGAAGAAGAUGAACAAACAGCACAGUUUCAGAUGAAGUUAGCUCCUCAGAUGCUUACUGCAGUCCUAGUCAAGAAGGAGAUCUGGGAUCCAGGGCAGAAAGAAUCUCCGACAGUUUAUGCUGUGGAACAUAUUGCUCCAGUCACUUCUUCCCCACCCAAUUCUCCUGUUUCCCACCCCACGGUGCCAACUAAUAGUGACUGCCUAGUCUGGACCUCUUCUACUGAAAUGGUAGAAAAACGUGUGCAUGAACCUUUAAGCAGCAAAGCUGAGGAUGUGAUAUUUGUUUCUGAAUUGAAGUUAGGGGACACUGAGACUGUAGACAGACUGUCAGCACAAAGUAAAGAAGUGGCAGGAAGCAAAACGUUACCAAGAAGGGAAGGGGACCCGUUCUCUGCUCAGCUGGACCGUGUGUUCGAACGAGAAGAACGCAAGCAACAGAGAACAGUGAUACCUGUAACUGUACCUAUUCCAAGUGCAACACCACCACCACCACUACUGCCUCUAUGUGUUACAGAAGUGUCAAGUGAGGCUCCUGGCAGGGAAUGUCCAUCACGUCAAAGUUCAUGGAGUUCAUAUGAUAGUGCGGUUGUGCUCGGUUUUCAAGGGGAAGCGCGUGAUGCGCCAUCCCGCCAGAGUUCGUGGGGAUCAGGGGACACAAGAUGGACAUAUGGUGGGGGAGGUACAUUACCAUCACGUAACAGUUCUUGGGGGUCAUACGACAUGCGACCACCUAUGCAGUAUGUCAACGAACGUGGUGAGAAACAACAGCCACCAAUUCAGACACAUUUGGAUGACUUGUUUGGUAGCAGCAGCAGUGGGAUGUUUCCCUAUGAUCGUGAUGAGAUACCGUGGUAUCCUGGCACUGUGAAAAGAACGAAACAAAAGCUGGAGGAAGGAACUAGCACUGUCAAGCGCAUGUGUUCUGAUGCGCAGCAACGAAGUGAAUCUCCCUCAUCUCCAGUGAUUGACAGUCAAGACUCGCCAUCGCCUUGUCCCGUCAGGGCUGGAGAUUCUAUUCCAGGUGUGAAUGUCAAACUCCAUGGACCCCGUCCUUACCGGAGCCCAUCCUCGGACAGAUUACUCCCUAGUACAGGCUUCUCUUUUCCUUCAUCUGAUCCUCAUUCCUCCGACCUUCAUUCUGGGAAUAUAGGAAUCCCAUUCGAGGCCCAGAGCCCAGUUAUGAUUCACUAUGCCAGCUCUCCUACACUCUGCUCGCACCACAGAAUGGGUAGUGAGAGUGAUGACUCGAUGAGCACCUCGCCUGCGUCUGCAGAAAAGAUGGCCAUCUCACAACCUAACAUCACCUUCAUUGAUUCUGCAUCUGCUGAUAACAGAUUAGCAGAAGAAACAGUAUCACAACAGUCUAGUGCCAUAUCACGACAAACAGACUUUGCGAGGGAAUACUGCUCUACAGUGGUUGUACCUGAUUCUCUUCCUCAAACAUUAUGCUCUCUGUCUGCUAGUGCGCCCACUACAUCAUCUGUUAGUUUAGUGGAAGGUGUUGAGACCCAGACUCCUCCUUCACAUUCCCUUCCUUCUGUUUCGUCUGUCUGCUUAAUUCCACAUGAUCUGUCUGCAGCUGUCUCGUGUGAAACAGUGAGUGAAACUAGUCCUUGUAUUAUCAACACCACUCAGUGUGCAUCAGUUAAACAUCAGAAGAGGGUGUUGGAGAACUUAACUAAUGUGGCUAGAAGGAGCAUAUCGGUUGACAGUUCUGCAGAUGUUACCAAAGACACUAAUGUAUUGUCAAGAUCUCCAGAGGUUUUGGAUAGCCAGAAAAGUGUUUCAGGUCUUGUCAAGAACCUAAAGAAAGAAUUUGAAGCAAAAUCUGUAAAUAAGACAGAGAAAUGUGGCAUUACAACCACUGAAUUAUCUGCUGGUGAGAGUGAACAGAAGAGACCUUCAGACGGUGUAAAGGCACGUAGUCUUCCAUCAUCACCCAUCAGCAGUCAUCCAGAAUGCAAGUCUCCUGGCCCUGCAUCUACUGUUGAGGACUUGUCAGUGAAGGUGUUGGUGGGAAAAUAUGAAGUGAGUAAGAACACUGUAGGGCAGUCUGACUCGCCUCCUCUUGGAUGCCGACAGAGGUUGUCAGAAAGUGAGACUGUUCCGAGAAGAACGUUGUCAUCACAGCAGCAGCCUCCUGUUCCAUUACGAAAGUCCAGUCUUGAAAUUCAGUAUAUUCAGAACAAUGCAAAUAAGCAUUCAUCCUUAUUGGUUCGUAACCUGCGCAAUGGUAAUGAAGGAUCCAGUGCACGUCCCCCUGUAGUACCACAUGUGCGUAGCUGUGUGGGGCCAUCACCUAGUGUGGUGGUUGCUAGUGUCGUGGCUAAGGCUGCUAGUAAAAAGCAGCAGCAGGGCAAGACUCACCCUCUAGCCCGUCUCACAAUAAAUAAGCCCCGCCACACCAAUACUGUGUACAAUACAAUGUGAUGGCAGGAAGCAUGACAAACAUGUUUUUAUUUCUAGUAAUUUAUGAAUGAAUCUGGUACUCUCUCAACCAGGUGUAAUCCACCAACAUGUGCUUGAUGAUGUGUGUGUGUGUAAGUGAGACAUGUGCAUGCAUGUGUGAAUGGAUUUUAUUACCAUCAGUUGUGGUAAUCAUGUUUCUCAUCUUAUGGAAUUCGUGUCCUUUCCCGUGGUCAUGUUCACUGUCUUGUAUCUCUUAUCAGCAAGCGACACACUUAUCAAACAUAGGAAGAUGUGCUGAUGAUCAUCACAUGGCAGUCCCACAUUAUUGCACUCUGUGAAUAAUUGUAUUAUACUGCCAUAAAGUACAGCUCAUGUGGACAACCAGAAUUGCAGGUAAUAUUAGUCCAAAGAUCAGUUGUGUUAGACAAAGUAAAAAUUAGUAACAGCUUUCUUUGGCUUCAAAAUAGAAAACCAAAAAUCAUUUAUUGGUAAGAAGUGAUAUAAAAUGCAGUUUUCUUGAGAAAGAUCCACAUAAAUUGACACAGUUUAAAGGCUGAUUCAUGAAAGUUAUUUUACUUUUUAAGAAAUUCUCUUGACAGUGGAUUUUUUUCUGAGCAAGUGUGCAAGUGACUGUAUUUACUGCAAAAGUAAUUUCUCUUACAGUUUACAUACUGUCAGUUCAGUCAUAUUUGUUCCAGAAAGUGAGACAGAUGGUUCCCAUAAUUUUUUUAAUUAUUUCUUGUCCUUUUUUGUUGACAGAUUUUUGUAUAAUUUCAUGGAUAUCACAUAAAGAGCAUUGUAUUUUAAAUUAAAAAGGACUAGAAUAUUCGCAUCUAAAUUUCAUAUUAUGUACAGUGAAGUCAUCAGCUAAAGUUCCUUAGUUUAGUAUCCAAAUUCAUUGCUGCAGAAAGAAGGCUUGAAUGGGGAGGUUCACUGUACUUGAUGUGAAGUUAUUCAAAGUAUAUUGUAAAUUGACUUGCUCUCUCAUAUAUGACUUAACAUUAGACAGCACAAUAAUUCAUAACUUGAAUUUUGGGAAAGGACCAGUAACAUCACAUUUCCAUAUCUGUUCUUACAUAGAGACUUUAUUUUGUAUCGAACAUAUUAGGAUUCAAAUUUUUUCUUCUUGUAAUUGUUUUAAAAACCUCACUCCCAUGUGCCUGCAACCUACCUUAGAUUUUCCCUUGUUAAGGUGAGCCAAUAGACAUAAGAGAGCGUGGAAUGGAGGCUGAAGAACUGCAGUGGCUGUCAAGAAAUCUAGUCCUUAAUGUGUGUGUGUGUGUGUAUGCAUGAACCUACAGCUCGCAAGGUUUGGUGCAACAUUCCAAGGCCUGAAGACAAGCGAGACUAACUGAUGUUGCAGGCUGGAGCUUUGGCUGAUAAACAAAGUUCAAGCCUUGCCCAGACAAAUUGAAGGAAUGGGAAGACUUCAGUGUGUGUCUUAAUUGAUUCUGACCUUCACUAGAUGUACCCAUUAGUGUUCUUUGCUUUGUGUACGUGUACAUGUAUGUGAUCUGUGCAUUGUAAAAUUUUUGUACUAUAGUUUGUAUGAAAUAAGUACAGAUAUUGUUUAUUGCUUGA
Messenger RNA from Cryptotermes secundus, 6580 nucleotides. RefSeq lists its product as uncharacterized. The transcript has 10 exons. Gene Ontology annotation, biological process: protein dephosphorylation; actin cytoskeleton organization; negative regulation of actin filament polymerization. NCBI's taxonomy places the organism in Eukaryota, Metazoa, Arthropoda, Insecta, Blattodea, Kalotermitidae. Bases 212 to 5020 code for a protein of 1602 amino acids. Gene Ontology annotation, cellular component: cytoplasm. The record is from RefSeq and is a predicted model, not a curated record. Gene Ontology annotation, molecular function: actin binding; protein tyrosine/serine/threonine phosphatase activity.